AUGAUUGGCGCCAACUCGGUGGUGCACCCUCCUGGCCCGCUAUCGUGUGCAACAGACAACGACCUCUAAUCCUGACGUAACAGACAUUCUAAUGCAGCUUUUGUGUACUUUCAGUUUAUUCAGCGUCCAAGAAUCACUUGAAACCAGCUUGCACGGCUAGAAAGAAGAGAACAAGGGGCGUAGCACAAGAAAUUAGCGCAAGAGAUGUAGGUCGAUGCAUAUCAGACUUUUUAAUAUUUGUUGCAUACCGACCUGUCAACUUCGGGCAUGAACAAAUAACAAGAACAGCAGAAAAAAAAGAAAGAGUAAGUACUUUGUUCCACAGGAUAGCCGGCAAGCGGUGCCGGGGCCAACCAGGAGCAGGAGAAGCAAGUGCGGGAUACGUUCGCGAAAAUGGAGGACGCGGUGGCAAAAAACAGUUGCCUCAUGUUCUCGACCAAGUCCUGUCCCUACUGUCACUACGCAAAAGACUUUCUGCAGCAUUUUGGAAAAAAAUGCCACACCAUCCAGCUGGACGAAGAAAACAACCGACUUCUAGGCGCGGUGGUCACCGCUGUGACAAACCAGCGGACGGUACUAGAGUUCAGGGGGAAAGGAACUGAUGCUCUAGGUGUUUUAUCGGAAUAAACUGAAAAAUGUUAACUUUAUGUCUCGCUUACGUUUUUAGUGCCGCACGUUGGGCUGCGAAGAGAUAAGGAUCGCGUCUAUAGUGCAAGAGUGGGUCUUUAUCUUUAACUCCAAGCUUGUGCAGCUGGCGGCGCAACUAGACGCGUUCUUGGGGACACGGUACACUGUAGCAGAUGAAGAGAGGUUGCUUAUGGAGAUACUGGUACAACUAUUGAGGUGAAUCUAUCUCCGCAAUAAACAGGUUCCCAACAUCUUCAUCGAGCAGCUGCAUGUCGGUGGGUACGACGAACUUCUAGCUGUGGAGCAGCAGUGCCGAAACACGCAGUCGCUGCUGGCUACGGAUAAAAAAUACGAAAAGGUGUGCUCGUUUUUCUCCGAAAACAGUCCUCCUGGUGCGCAGGGGCAAGCGCAGAGCAGGGUGGGUGGGGGUUGAGGAUACGACUGGAAUAAAACGGAAACAGCUGCUCUUGCUGGAACAAGUGAACGUCAGGAAAGGUUAGCAACAGAACGACAUACGACAUGAGCGAAGCGCUCUUUUUUACCAAAAGUGACAGCGGGCAAUGAUCUGGUACAUGUUGGCAUUCAGUCAUUCAAGUUGACCCAAAAUUGGAAAAAAUAUGCUAGUGCUCGUCUCCAUAUGCCAGUUAUACUUAACAGGAGGAUUCUCGACACAAAUGUUUGUUCCUGAACAAAAAGC
Molecule: messenger RNA, 1324 nt
Organism: Amoebophrya sp. A120
Lineage: Eukaryota; Dinophyceae; Syndiniales; Amoebophryaceae
Source: the annotation of a GenBank genome assembly